Molecule: messenger RNA, 492 nt
Organism: Pyricularia grisea
Lineage: Eukaryota; Fungi; Ascomycota; Sordariomycetes; Magnaporthales; Pyriculariaceae
Exons: 2
Coding region: 1-492 (163 amino acids)
Source: RefSeq, a predicted model, not a curated record
AUGGUCCUGAAAAUCUUCUAUAACGCAGAGAUCGAUUGCCAACACGUCAUUGGGGUGCAAGGCUUAGCCCUGCAUGCUUGUUGGUCAGUCAUUUGCUUCGAAGCAGUGACAAGUCUUGUCUCGUUGGAAGAAGAUGCCGCCCCUCUACGUUGGGUUGGCCAAAAAAAAAGCCAAGUGAAGGCCUGUUUUUUGACGCCGCUUUUGCCGUGCGGCUGCAUAAAUCGGGGAUGCCAUAACAUCUGUCGUUGGUGUCUUGCGGCAGCCCGGAUGAUAAUUACCCAAAAUGGCUGUUUCCCAUCGUCGUACUGUACCACUCUACCGGGAGGCUUUGCCCGCGUACCGUAUUCAAAGUUACUUACUGUACCAAGCCUACCAACCAUUGUUGUCAUAUGCGAUCCUUCCAGCACGCUUGGGCUUAUUGUCCUCGUAUUCUAUACGCAAGGCCGUUUCAUCACAUCUCAAAUAUUGACCUAUAGUUCCCAUAAUCGUUAA